This is a messenger RNA of Mytilinidion resinicola, 2227 nucleotides long. RefSeq names its product HET-domain-containing protein. The record is from RefSeq and is a predicted model, not a curated record. Gene Ontology annotation, molecular function: ADP binding. The coding region runs from base 130 to 2193 and encodes 687 amino acids. Lineage: Eukaryota; Fungi; Ascomycota; Dothideomycetes; Mytilinidiales; Mytilinidiaceae. The transcript is spliced from 3 exons.
CACGAACCUUUAAGCAGGCCACGAGAUAUGUACUGCUUUGCGCUUCCUGGCUCACCACGAUAGUUAGCUUGCAUUGCGGUCGAACUCAACCAACAUUCUUUGCUCGUGGGAGAGCAUGCGGGCGCCACGAUGCGUCUUCUGAAGCGCUCACCGGACGGCGAUUUCGAGUUGGUUUCUUUCAAAGAUGACGACCCUCCUCCGUAUGCCAUCCUAUCGCACACAUGGACCGAUGGUCAAGAAGUCACGUAUAAUGAGCUGGUGGCCGGUACAGGCAAGGACAAGACUGGCUACGCCAAAAUCCGCUUCUGUUGCGGGAGAGCUGCAGCGGAUGGCCUCCAGUAUUUCUGGGUAGAUACCUGCUGCAUCGACAAGUCUACCAGCGAUGAGCUCAGCACGGCCAUCAAUUCUAUGUUCCGCUGGUAUCAGCGCGCAAGCAAGUGCUACGUAUAUCUGUCAGAUGUCCAGGUCCUAGAUGAGCUUGCUGAUGCCCAAGCGUUCCGGAUAACGUGGGAGGAUUCCUUUCGACGGAGCCGAUGGUUCGCGCGGGGCUGGACGUUGCAGGAGCUUCUCGCGCCGGCCACCGUUGAAUUCUUUUCCAAGGAGGGUAAGCGGCUGGGUAGUAGGAUAACGUUGGAGCAGGAAAUUCAUAAGAUCACCAAGAUUCCUAUCGGAGUAUUGAGAGGACAACAUCUCUCCGAGUUUAGCGUUGACGAGCGAAUGAGCUGGGCAGCGAAACGCAGAACGACGGUUAAGGAGGAUAAGGCAUAUUGUUUACUGGGGAUCUUUGGGGUUUUCAUGCCGCUCAUAUACGGGGAGGGGGAGGAACACGCGUAUCUACGGCUCAGAAGAAAGAUACUGAAGCCUUUAAAGGGGACAGAAGCGCGAGGCAAUGAACACAGAUCGGACCUGCAAGGUAACCCUCAAACGCUACUUAAACCAUCCUCAAACGUCCCCUUCCCCAGAGACAACGACUUCGUCGACCGCGGUAAUAUUCUUGAACAGAUUAACGAGCGAUGCUCGCAGCCAGCGGGUCGCGCGGCGCUUGUAGGGUUCGGCGGGUUUGGGAAAUCGCAGCUCGCGAUCGAAUAUGCGCAUCGGGUUCGGCAAAAGUCGCCUGAAACAUGGGUGUUCUGGAUGCAUGCGAGCAACUCGGCGCGACUUAAGGCGGCAUUCAGCGACAUUGCCCAAGAAGUCGGUCUAUCCCUUCAGCCAACUGCCGCCGUAGACACGCUUCAACUGGUCCGUAGAUGGUUGUGCGACGAGGCCAAUGGACGAUGGCUAAUGAUCGUUGAUAAUACUGACACGGAUAUCACGAUCGAAAUGCAAAACAAGGAAGAGAAGGUGUCCCUGGCUGCUCUGUUACCCCAAAGCGAUCACGGCGCCAUCCUCAUUACGUCGCGCAAUGCCGAUGUUGCGCGAAGUCUCGUUAGCCAUGAGAAAGAUAUUAUUGCGGUUGGGAUAAUGAGCGACGAAGAGGCUGUCCAGCUUCUAGAGAACAAGCUGAGAGAUGGCCCAAGUGAUGGCGCGAUACAGCUUGCCAACGCUCUCGACUGCAUCCCGCUUGCUAUUGUUCAAGCAGCAGCUUAUAUUAACCGGCUUAAGCCUCGCAUGUCCGUCGCGAAGUAUCUUAACGAGCUUAAAACAGUAAAGAAACGAGCACAGCUACUCUACAAGACGGUUCCAGACAUGCGGCGCGACGAGCAAGCGUCGAACUCCGUGCUUAUAACCUGGCAGAUCUCCUUUGACCAUAUACAUCAGAAACGACCGUCGGCAGCGUGUCUUCUUUCGUUUAUGAGCUUCUUUAAUCGGCAAGGCAUCCCCGAGUUUAUGGUUCGCCAUUAUAUAGACAAGGACAAUCAGGGGCGAAAUGAUUUGUUGGAUAACUGCUUAGAAGAGGAGGACGUAGAUUUUGAGGAAGAUGUGGCAGUGCUUCGCGCCUUCUCGCUAGUAGGCAUGACGCAACGCGAGGACGAGUUCGAGAUGCACGGGCUGGUCCAGCUCGCCACACGAAUAUGGCUUGCGUCAACCAAUACAGAAAGGAAAUGGCACCAGGCUUUCAUACAAACGAUGGCUCAUGAGUUCCCGGAUGGGGAGUACGCGAACUGGCCGAAGUGUCAGACUCUUUUUCCGCACGUCUUACCUAUGCUAGAGCAGGAGGGCAUAAAUAACGGGAAGACUCAGGUUGAAAAUUGAUGUGAACUCUGUCUUAUUUCGGGGGCCCGAAGGC